Molecule: messenger RNA, 2163 nt
Organism: Argiope bruennichi
Lineage: Eukaryota; Metazoa; Arthropoda; Arachnida; Araneae; Araneidae
Product: protein 5NUC-like
Exons: 9
Coding region: 73-1992 (639 amino acids)
Biological process (GO): AMP catabolic process
Cellular component (GO): plasma membrane
Molecular function (GO): 5'-nucleotidase activity; metal ion binding; nucleotide binding
Source: RefSeq, a predicted model, not a curated record
UUCUCCACGAGACUUUGGAUCAGGCUUUCUUCUGUGGUAAUUCGGUCACAUCUUCCACUAAGCAGCAUCGGUAUGGCGGCGUUACUCAGGACUGGACUCGGCGUUUUGACUAUUUUUAUGGCUUGUAGCGCGCUCGGGAGCUGUUUUAAUCUGACUUUGCUGCACACGAACGACGUGCAUUCUCAUUUUAUUGAAUUCAAUACUCACGGGGGAAGAUGUGUGGAUAAACUGAAGGAAGAAAAGAAAUGCUUUGGGGGGUUUGCAAGACAGGUUACAAAGGCGAAAGAAAUCAGAGCUAGCCGAGACAACGUUCUUUACCUAAAUGGUGGCGAUUUCUACCAGGGUACAGUUUGGUACACCCUACACAGGUGGCAAAUAGUUGCAGAACUUGUCAACACACUCGGGAUUGAUGCCAUGUCUCUCGGAAACCACGAAUUUGAUGACGGCCUCAAGGGUCUCUUUCCUUUCUUGAGGAACUUGAAACCGAAAGUAGUGGUGUGCAAUAUAAAUGCAUCGAAGGUGCCCGAAUUUGCAGAAUUAGUUCACCCUUCCACCAUAAUAGAAGUAGGAGGAGAAAGAAUAGGCGUCAUCGGAUAUCUCACUCCAGAAACAAAGUAUUUAUCGUCUGCAGAUGAUUUGGAAUUCGAAGAUGAAGUCGAAUGCAUCAAGAGAGAAGCCCGACGUCUGUCCACCGAGGAAGGUUUGACAAAGAUCAUGGCAGUGGGUCAUUCCGGUUUUGCCGUGGACCAGAACAUCGCCAGAGAAGUGCCAGAAGUAGACAUAGUGGUCGGUGGACACACAAACACUUUCCUCUACACAGGUUCUUCACCUUCGAUAGAAGAACCCCAGGGACCUUAUCCAGUGGUUAUAGAAAGGGAAGACGGCUCCAGGGCGCUUGUGGUUCAAGACUUCGCUUUCGGGAAGUACAUGGGUUUCUUGGAAGUCGUGUUCGAUGAUGAAGGAAAGGUUACCAGUUGGCAAGGAAAUCCUAUACUGUUGGAUUCAUCAGUGCCUGAAGAGCCAGAGAUUUUGGAAAUCUUGCAGCCUUACGGAGAGGAAGUGAAACGCAGAGUAAGGCAAAAAGUGGGCCAAACGAACGUUCUACUCAAGGGAGAUCGUUUGACGUGUCGCAUGAAAGAAUGCAACCUUGGAAAUUUCUUGGCCGAUGCCGCCCUCGACUAUUUCAUCGAACAGCCAACAGAAAAAGGCUGGAAUUUUGUGGCUGUGUCACUAUGGAAUGCAGGAGGCAUUCGAUCGUCGAUUGAUGAAAGAAUGAAUGAAGGAAAUGUUACCUUCGAGGAUAUUAUAUCUGUUGCACCAUUCGGCAAUACCAUGGACGUUGUAGCUUUGAAAGGAAAAAUUUUAAAAGAAGUUCUGGAAAAUUCUGUGAGAGAAUAUGACUUGGAAGCGAUCGAUCCACCUGGUAAUUUCCUACAGGUUUCAGGUCUACGCGUGACAUACAAUGUCUCGCGGCCAGUUGGUUCGAGACUGGUCGAAGCACUGGUGCGCUGUGCUGACUGCAGGGUACCGAAAUUUGAGCCAAUCGAUGAUGAGAAAGUGUACUGGGUCGUGAUGAGCACAUACAUGACGAAAGGUGGAGAUAAUUUCCCCGCUAUAAAAGAGAACUCGUUAGGGAACAGAAAUACAGAUGAAUUGGACAUAGAUAUAAUCAUCAAGUAUGCACAAAAGAAUUCUCCCAUCAUCACCGGGCUGGAGAACAGAGUGACCGUUCUGUCUUCCAAAGAUGACAAACCCCCAGCUGAAGCAAACGACACGAAUCCAAACAACGCCGGCGAAUCUCCAGAUUCUCACAUAGAAGCAAGCAGCACAGAAGCAGGCAAGGCUGCACCUGAAACAAUAACAGAAGCAUCGCUGGUCGAUAGCCUGAUUAGUGAAAUCAAUGCCGGCUUGGAAGCGAUGAAUACAGGCUUGGAAGAAGCAGGCAAGAAAGCGAAUAAAAUCUUCCAAGUGGACUUCCCAAUAUUAGGUUGAACAUGCGAAUAUUCAUGAAAAAUUUCUCAAGCGUUUUAUCAUAAAGGAAAAGAGCCAUUGUGAAUGGAAUAGUCAUUGGAGAUAUAAAAUUGUUCUUCGAGUUUGUUAUGUAAUAUACUCAGAAUAAAUUUUAUUGUCUUUCAAAAGAAUGCUCUGUUUUUUACAUUUGCU